Sphaeramia orbicularis (orbiculate cardinalfish) is the source of this 550-nucleotide messenger RNA. RefSeq names its product PIGY upstream open reading frame (gene pyurf). The transcript has 2 exons. NCBI's taxonomy places the organism in Eukaryota, Metazoa, Chordata, Actinopteri, Kurtiformes, Apogonidae. The record is from RefSeq and is a predicted model, not a curated record. The coding region runs from base 60 to 407 and encodes 115 amino acids.
UGCACACUCAGCUACUUCCUGUUGGGGAGUUUUUGCUAGUUGUUCGUGGAGUAUCGGUCAUGUUUUACAAUGUUUUGAGAAGACUGGCGAUAGAAGCAGGUUCUGUUCAACGCUAUGUAAAUUCUACAGCUCAUAUCCGGAGGGUAGGUGCCGUGUGUGUGUCGGUUCGGAGGUUUACGGACGUGAAGGACGGAGCUCAGCCGCCGUUUGACGCCUCCCUGCUCCAGGUGCUCGUAUGUCCGCUGUCCAAGAAACCCCUGAGGUAUGAAGCUGAGACCAAUGAGCUGAUCAACGAGGAGCUCGGCAUCGCAUAUCCCAUCAUUGACGGCAUCCCCAACAUGAUCCCUCAGGAGGCCAGACUCAUACAGAAAGACGCAGACGCCUCCAACACAUCACAGCAGAAGUAGAAACUCUACCACAGUACCGUCAGACACAGUUUCAACAGUAGAGUGGAUCAGAACAGUGUGUGGGUAUGUUCUCCCUGUCCAUGAUGGUGGGCCUGGUCCCCAUCGUGUCCCUCUUCGGGUUGUUCUACUCGGCUGCGGUGGAU